This is a messenger RNA of Paramecium tetraurelia, 3417 nucleotides long. RefSeq lists its product as uncharacterized. Gene Ontology annotation, molecular function: microtubule motor activity; ATP binding; microtubule binding. NCBI's taxonomy places the organism in Eukaryota, Ciliophora, Oligohymenophorea, Peniculida, Parameciidae. Gene Ontology annotation, biological process: microtubule-based movement. The record is from RefSeq and is a predicted model, not a curated record. The transcript has 6 exons.
AUGUCUGAAAGAGUUAAAGUAGCAGUUCGACUUCGACCAUUAAUUGAUGAGGAAUUAAUUUGUAAAGACAAAUCCAUUUGUGUCGAAACUAUUGAUCCCAAUAAAAAACUAAUCAUCAGUACUCACUUCCAAAUAUUAUUAGUCAAGAAGGAUUUUGAGAAGAGGCAGUUUCAAUUUGACUCUGUAUUUGAUUCGAAAGCAUCAUAAAAUCAGGUUUACAACGAUAUCGCAAGAGGAGUUGUUGGAAGCGUAGUCAAAGGCUUUAAUGGUACUAUAUUUUGUUAUGGUCAAACCGGAACAGGUAAAACAUAUACCAUGAUGGGAAAACUUGAUUCAGAUGAAAAGGGAAUCACUCCACGUACUUUUGAAUAAAUUUUUAAUGAAAUCUAAGCAGACACAAAUAACAUUUACACUGUGUAAUUGGGUUAUUUGUAAAUAUAUAUGGAGAUGUUGCUGGAUCUUAUUAGACCUGAUAAUUAAGAUGUGAAAAUAAGAGAAUGUCCAGAUAAUGGUGUAUUUGUGUCAGGAUUGGAAUGGAUGGAAGUUGAAUCCCCUUAAGAAUGUCUAAGUAUUAUGAAUUUUGCAGAAAAAAACAAAGUGGUUGCAUUCACCAAUUUAAAUGCCCAUUCUUCCAGGUCUCAUUCUAUGCUUGUAAUCAAAGUAGAGAAGAGAUAAUCCAAAUAACAUUCUAGAUCUAUGACCAUUUCUAAGAAACCUAGUUCCAAAUUAUAAAACUACUCUCAGGAUAUGAUCACAGAAACUGAUGAAAGUAUAUUGCCAUCUGGGAAUUGUGUUGGAACACUAUAUCUUGUUGAUUUGGCAGGAAGUGAGAGAAUCAAGAAAUCAAGAGCUACAGGGGAUCGUCUUAGUGAAGCCAGAUCCAUCAACUACUCACUUACAGCCUUGGGAAAAUGCAUUCAUGCCUUAACUGGUCCCAAAUCUACAUUUGUUCCCUUUAGAGAUUCAAAAUUGACUCGCAUUCUCUAAGAUGCUCUUGGUGGUAAUUGUAAAACUGCUUUAAUUGUGAACAUUGGUCCAGCUGGCAAACAUGUAGAAGAGACUCUAUCCAGUUUAACAUUUGGCAUGAGAGCUAUGAAAGUUACAAAUACUCCAUAAAUUAAUCAGAAUGUUGAUUUUGAAUAAUUAAGCAUUUAACUCAAAAUGGAAAUUGAAAUGAAGGAUGAGAUCAUUUAAAAGUUGGAAUAAUAAUAAGUCAAGUUGCUUUCAUAGGGCAGAAUGGAACCCAGUAACAGUAAUCUUAGUAGUUCAGAUCACCAAUAUAAAGUUAAAUUAGAAAAAGCAGAAGAAGAACAUAAAGCAUUUUUGGAAGAAAUUGAUAAUAUGAUGGUCGAAUAAGAAUAAGAAAAUGAAGAACUCAAAAAACAAUUGGCUAGAGUCAUGUUGGAAUUGGAAGAUUCCAAAAACAGGGAACACACCUUAGAGUAGGAAAUAGAUGAGUUUAAGAAUGUUCAAUAGCAACUAGAGAAUGAAUUAGAGGAAGCUUUGACAAAUAAAAAUGAAUUUGCAGAUACGAUUAAUCAUUUACAAUAGAAAUUAGAAAUGAAGGAUAGAGAAAUUUAAGAAUUAAAGUAGUCUACAGUCUUGUCCACAAAGAACACUGAUAUCAUUAAAAUAUCAAAGGAAAAAUAAAAUCAAAUGUGGAGAUCUGAAUUACAACAGAUUACUUCAUAAUAUGCCAAUAAAUUAGAAGAAGUCAAAAGAUUAGAGUUCUAAUAAUAAGAAAAAGAGAACAAUAAUAUUUUAGAGUAUAGAUAACGAAAUGAAGAGCUCAUUUUAUAAGUUAAAUAAUACAAAUACGAAUUAUCUCAAUGGAAGGAAUAGGAGUAAUAAUUAUUAUAGAGCUAUUAAUAACUUGAUGAAUGUUUACAACAAUAAAAGGAGGUUUUCUAAUAGGAGUAAUCUAAACUAUUAACUUAAAUUAAAGAUCUUGAAGCAGUCAAUAAUGAAAUUACCAAAAGGCUAGAAUAAUAUGAGAUUAAAUUAAAAAAAUAAAAGGAUCAAUAACAACAGAAUGAAUUUGUCUAUCAACAAGAAUUAGAAAUGAAAAAUGAACAUCUGAACAAAGUAUAAGUAGAAUAUCUUGAAAUCUAAAAAUAAAUUACUAUGAUCAAAGAAUAAUACUCGACUAUAUAGACGAUUAAUUAGUAGAAGGUGAAGCAAUUGAAUCAUGAAAAUCAAAUGCUCAUUAAUAAAAAUGCUGACUACUAAUUGUAAGUCUAAUAAUUAAUUGAAAAGCACAAUGAACUUUUAGUGUAAAUCUAACAAGGCAAAAAUUCGCAAUACAACAACUACAAUCAAUUUUUUAAUAGCUCCAAAGUCGAAUACCAAGCAAACUAAUCAUAUGUAAAUGAAUAAAAUUUUGAUAUCGAAUUGAAAAAAUCAAUUACAGUUUCUGGUGUCAAUGAAGGGCAAAUUGUUUUUGAGAUGCAAUUUCGAAUUCAAUAAUUAGAAGAUUUUAUUGAUUAAUUGUAAAAUUAAUUAAAAUAGAAGGAAACCAUUAUUGAGGAACUUCAAUUAAAAGGAUCCCAAUAAUAGAAAGAGGCAGAUUAACUAAAAUUUUAAUUGGAAUCAUUCUCCAAGAGAUCUUAAUAAUCUCUAUAAAGAAUGGAAGAGACUAUGUGUUAAGAAGUCGUUAGAAGUGUCUUAGAGAAGAUGAUUUUUUAAGUCGAAUUGAACUCUUUUGAAUCUGAUGAUAUUAGCAGUCGUGCUCCAGAUAGUGAUCUGAAGCUAUAAAUGAAAUCAUUUUCUAAAUAAGAUAAUGCUUAAUUAGUUGAAAGUUUAUUUAUAAAUUCUAGACGAAGUUAACACAAUGCUAUAGUCGAGUGUGAUGAAGAAGAAGACAAUUCAUCAGAAAUUGAUUACUAAUUACCAAAAUUCAGUUAAUCUGGCAAGAAGAUAUAAUAAAAAUUGAGAAUGUCAAAAAGUAGAUAAGAUUCGGUAUUCUCAUUCAGUGAGAAAUAAUAAAAAAAAGAGGCUGUGUCUCUUUAUGAUGAUUUAAGCGAAAUUAAUUAAUAAUUUGAUGUCUAAAGUCCAAGAUCUUAAUUAGAUGAAAUACAAUUUUAAAUUGAUUUUAGUGAUGCCAAUGCUGUAGAUAAAUUUAUGUCAUAAAUCAAAAAAAAAUAAGUAUCUCUACUUCAAAAUAAUGACUUAUCUGUAGGGUCAAUAUAAUAAGCACAUAGUCCUUAGUAUAUAGAGAGCUUAAGUGAAAAGAAAUCCAAAUCAAAUUCGAGAAUUGGAAAUGAAGAAUUAUAAGAAGUUAUUAAAGUGAUGGCAUAAAUGUUAGUUGAAAAAAGUAAGACUGAAUAAACAGUGACUAAUAAUACUUUGGAAACCUUAAGAGCUUCCUUAUUAGAUUUUAACAAUUUGUGCAACACUUUAACAACCUAUUUUUUGUGA